Messenger RNA from Parnassius mnemosyne (clouded apollo), 642 nucleotides. Lineage: Eukaryota; Metazoa; Arthropoda; Insecta; Lepidoptera; Papilionidae. The record is from the annotation of a GenBank genome assembly.
AUGGCUUUAAUGAAAUCAGAUCAAGUCCCUGAAGAUGCUGUUGCACUAAGUGAAAUCGAAGCUACAACCUACAUGUGGGAUUUGGUUAACAACUGGGAAUCGCUUUCAGAAACAUGGGCCUUACGAUAUACACCAGCUAUACUUGGUGCAAUUAAUGGCUGUAGUGGCGUGUUAUUAAAUUCUUACUACCGUCGAAAGCUAAAACUUGGCAAAUAUGGAUAUUUUUCGUCUGUAAUUCCUAUAUCAUUAAUGCCAGGGGUUCUCACCGCACUGUUUCAUAGACAUUUAGUGUCAACAGAUAUGCUGCUGAUGAAGAAUGAAUCUUGCCCAAUUUGUUACGAGUUACGAUCGGGUUUGAUUCAAAUUGCAUUGGGUUGCUUUUAUCCGAUGGUGCUUGGACCAACAUCUGCAUUAAUGUUCGCCAACAGAUAUUCCACUUACCGGGUACCAGACCUUGCUGAUGGGCCAAAGGUUGUAUUAAAAUUUUUGCGGACACAAACAAAGCCAUUCACAGGAACACUGACAUCUAUGGUGGCGAUACAGUUGGCCGCCUCCUCCAUCCUGACGUACUUCGAAAUGAAAAACAAUAUAUCACUCAGACAGAAAAUUACGGAAAUAGAAAAAAAAGUUUUAAAUGAAUAG